GGAACUGUCAUGGCCCCUCCCUCUCCUGCUCUGCGCUCUGGGUGAUUAAGAGUGGCUGUGCAGGAGCACAGUCAGCUCAAAUCUGCAAUCAGCGGAGUAUAAAGCCUGGCUCUCCCCACAGCUCCCUUGCUGGGUCAUUAUCUGCGAUUCCCCGACGUAUGCACACCUCUGCCCGAGCUCUGUCUCUCUCCUCCCGGCCAUUAGACUUCCUCGCCUGCUCCGUCUUCCUCCCAUCAUCCUGGAACCCUCGUCUGCUCGUCUCCCCUCCUCCGCUCUGCACUCCCCUUGUCUGCCCGGAUUCCGCCUGCUCUGCCGUCCCUGCCACAGCUCAGCCACCGGUUCUCACCAGCCCCGUCCCCGCCUCGUCUCCCGAUUCCCCCCUGGACAACCGGCUCUCCUCUGUCUGCCUCUCAGGAUGUCUCGCAUGGUGUUGCUGUAGUGGAGAAGAUCAUCACUUUAGGAUCUGCAGACUUUCGCUCAGCCAGUUGAUAAUCAUGCCUCGUUUAGCUGUCAGUCCAAGUUCAAAGCCUAACUGUAGCCUCAUCGGGCUCAUCUGUAUCUUCUUGACGCUCUCAGCUACACAUACUCAUGCCAGAAUUGCCGUUACUAUACCUGAACAGGUGAGCCUGUUGGCCAGCAUGAAUACACAACAACUAUCCAUAUCCUGGUUGGGAGGAGAAGCCACAACCUUUGACCUCAUCAUUCUAAGGACUGAAUUCAAUGAAACUGUGUUCUAUGGGACUGUGUCUGUGACAGUGAAUCAGGAGAGUGGUCGACAUGAAUGGAACUGGACUUCAGCUGAACCUCUGGAGUGUACCUCGCUCUCAGUCAGAAUCCGCUCCAGAGAUGGACAGAUGACAAGUGACUGGAGCGACACUCAAAUACUUCAAGGAAGCGAUGUACCCAGCAAUAAAGAUACACAGAUAUACCCCCAGGACAGAAUUGUACCUGUGGGGAGCAACACCACCUUCUGUUGCAUUGUGGCAGAGAGGGAGGUGUUUGGUAGCAUCCAGUACAGGAGCACAGUCAUGAGUGCAACGCGGCUGAGUAGACGAACUUAUGCCGCUACAGUGGUUAAUCAGGGACCGUCGAGAGCGUCGGGAACCAACGUGCUUUGUUUCACGGAUCGCUCGUCAAGUCUGUCGGGAGCAGUGGUGUUUGUUGGAUAUCCACCACAGCUCAGUGAUUUUGUGUGUGAGACUCAUGAUUUAACCUCAACUGUGUGCCAGUGGAAUAAUGGACGAGACACUUCCUUGUAUGGCAAAAGAAGAACUCGCUACUUAGUGAACAAUAGGGACUGUACCAAUAACAGCCUACUGCAGCAACAGACAGAGUGCAGCGUGCCUCAGUGGGAGGAAAACUGGACACUGGUAGCCGUGAAUUCUCUUGGUCAGUACAGCCUCACUGACUCUGCUGAACUCAGCCACAGAGUGUGUCCAGUAGCUCCAGUUGAGCUGAGCUCUGUCGUCCAUGCCUGGAAUGCCACUGUGCAGUGGCAGUGGAAGUACAGCAGCUAUUCCUCCCUGGCUCUCGUCUGUCAGGUCGAGUUCACUGCCGGUGGCUACAAAACAAAGCGUACCUUCACUGGUGUGGGUCUGCGGUCUGCGGUUCUGUCGGACCUGCAUCCUGUUGAGGAUUACAGUGUUCAGGUCCGCUGCGGUGCCCAGCAGAAUUUCUGGAAGUGGGGAACAUGGAGCAAACCCAUUUCCUUCAAAACCAAGACCGAUGUUCCAGAUGCCCCUGAUGUGUGGAUGUGGAGAAACAGAGAUGGAACUGGGCAGGUCAUUUGGAAGCCUCUAACACAAAGACAGAGCCACGGUCAGAUCACAGGCUAUAGCGUCACUUUCUGGAACCCUGAAGAAAAUCGACAGCACACAGUUAUCUUGUCACAGUAUACCAUUGCUGUACCUUUCAAUCUCACACAAAUGGCUUACUUAAGUGGUGACAACAAGGUCAUAGCAUCUGUGACGGCAAAGAAUGCUGAUGGGAUGUCUCCGCCUGCAAGUGUAUCUCUACGUUUGCCAGAUGUGGAGCUCCCAGCUGCGUCCAGGGCAGUUUAUACAGACGAAGGCUUCCCUCUGUCGUGGCAGAGCAAUGCCAAUGCCACCUGUAGUUUUGUGGUAGAAUGGCAUGAAACCUCCUGCACAUACGACUGUCCUGUGGAUUGGAUCAAGGUGCCUGCUGGGAACACUAAUGUCUCCAUUGAGUCAGCCAAUUUCCAGCCAGGUGUGAGAUACAGCUUUUCCCUGUACAGCUGCCCCUCAGAUUCCCCAGAACUGCUGCAGCGUUGGCAGGGAUACACAGAGGAGCUGGUUCCUUCUGGGUCUGUCCGUCUGUCAAGCAGCCAGCAAGGCUCUGACAUUCUCCUUACCUGGAGAUCCAUGCCGAUGGUUGAUAGCAGAGGCUUCCUCCUGGGCUACAAUGUUUACAUCAGUAAUGGUUCCCAGCUUACACUUCUAGCCAAUUUGUCAGACCUGGAAACGAGCUACACAGUAAAGGGUUUCUCUAUGGGCUCUUAUAAAUUCACUGUCAAGGCCUACACUUCGGCCGGCGAGGAAACAGGCACCACUGUCAUCAUAGCAAUGGAAUCAUACAGUGAUUGGCUGAUCCUGGAAAUCUUGACUUCUUUGGGAAUCUUGUCCUUGUUACUGGUCAUUGCUACCUUCAUUUGCUACAAGAAAAGGAAGUGGGUGAAAAAGGCGUUCUAUCCAGACAUACCUGAACCCAAGCUGCCCAGUGAUUGGUCCAGUGCACAGGGCCCACUGGAUGUGAAGCCAUCUCCCCACAGUAUGGUCCAUAUUGUAGAAAAGCCAGAAUGGGAUUCCAGUAAAGAAAUGCUCGUCGUCAUUCCUGAAGAAGACGAGGAUGACGACGGUCAGGGGAUAGGAGACGAGCCAGUUGACACAGAUGAACCAACGUCAUUACGCUACUACAACCAGGUGGUAGAUGAGCGGCCUAUAAGGCCCCGUUUUCCAGACUCCUCUACUUCUUCUGCAUCGUCUUUGGAUUCAGCACACACAGAUGUGACGUACACGGGGAUCCAGACCUCCGGGUCCUCUUUGGUCUUCCAGCUGGAUCCGCAGGGCUCCUCUGAGGGCCACCAACCCCAGGCUGCUCACUCUGUCAGCUGCAGAGGUGGAGGUUACCAGCCUCAGAUGCAGCCUCGAGCCCCAAGUGAUGACAUGGGCCUAGCUUCAGCUGAGCCGCUGUUAGAGGCCCAGGCUGCCUGUUCUGGGGGCUACAAACCCCAGAGUUCCUGGCAUUUUGACUCCCCCAUGGAGGCUGAGGAAAGGGGGAGCCUGGCACCGUCCUUGGGAUCCCCCACCUCUAUCGCUUCCACUCAGUUCCUCCUCCCCGAUGGAGAGGAACACGGAGAGGAGAAACGACAGUCAUCAUCGGCAGCAACAUGGUUCACCAACCUGCUUUCAUCUACAAAACCAUGAUAUCAUCUCACUUUCACUACUAGCAGCCAGGCCAGGGGGGCUCACUAAAACUUUCUUAUUCAUUACUCUUACCAGUGUCAUUAACAAGCCUAACCUGCAUGGUUUAGGUAAACAUCCCCUCUUUCAUUCCGACAGAAGGUUAAUGACGUUUUUAAGGUGUUUUUACCCAACAUACUGAAAUACAUAUCUGGUUCUUUUCUCUUCUGUGCAAAUAUCACAAAAUCUUUAUAUUUAUACAUCAAAACAUUUCUAUCCUCACAACUAAUCCGUUUAAACGAUUUGUCCUGUUUUCUUCCCAUCAUAUUUAUUGCGCCCCCUGGAAACCUGAUGGCUGUUAGAUCCUCUCAUUGUCUUUUCCAUGACACGGUGCAAUGGGCAUUUCAUAGUGGCAUAUCCUGUGUUUCAGUUGAGUACGUCCAGUUUUUAGCUUGCAUUUCAGAUGUUUUUAUUUUUUGUGAUGCGAACUGGACUACACCGCAGAGGAAAACUGAAAGCACCAACGUUUCAAACCCCAUGACAGCACCAUAAAAGUAUGGAACAUUUUUGAAUGAACGCGUCAAAAGAACAGUUGCAAUAGGAGACUGCUGAGAGAACAGAAAAUGCUUCUCCCAUGACAUUAUCCGUGUCUUCUGUUGGUCCACCAUUGGGUUGGUCUUGCCCACUUUUCGACAGCUGAUGAGCCACUGAAAGGAGAAAAAAAAAAACUAAUUGUAAAGUUAGCACUUCCUGGAUCAGUAUCAAAGGUAGCUUCCAUCAUGAUCUAUUUUUCAGAAAUUAUUGGUUGAACAGAUGUUCAUCGAAAGAUGCACUUAUGAGAACAGUCAUAAUUGUACAGAGAUACAGGAGUGGUGCUCUCUGUUAUGGUCUGGAAUUGUGUGGGUGAUGAGCCCGUUAAAUGUACACUGAUAUAAGCUAGAACAUUAAUUCAAACUGAUGUAAUUUAAUGAAUGAACACACUAUUUUGUUACUUUUUGAGUGUUUUUCUUUUGUUUUCCUGAACCAAUAGAGUUUAUUUUUUUUCUUGUUGAGAAACAUUUCACUAUCAGGCCAGUGUCCUUUUGUUUUCAUGCCAUGUCUCGUGCAUUACCUUGAGCUCGAUAAUUGGUAUUUAGCAUUGUCAUGUGUAAAAAUUAACGAGGGUGGUAAAUUUCAAUGUUUUAACUGCCUUGAUAAAAGUAAUGCUUCCAGUGAUUUGCACCAUAUUACCUUUCACUCACUGCCUUACUCCUAAAUGGUUGUUCAAAGAUAACUUACAGAAAUGCACUUAACUGAUCAAAAAUACAUUAUAUUGGACUUAUAGAUUCCACUGGCACUGAGCAUAAUAUAGAGAUGAUGUCCAUUUUAUUCCGUUUUAGUAUGCAGUUCACUUUGAUGUGGUUACAUUUAAUUUUUUGCUGCUCAACUCCUUCAGUUGAAUGCAAAGAAUUCCUUGUUUUAUUUUCAAACCUAGAGAGUUGGGCAAUAAUGAAUUUGAAAUGGAUUUGCUACGGUUUUAAGCUUGUUUGUUUUCUGGGAGAUCCAAGACUACACUAUAUUGAUAGUUUUAUUUUUUUAUUUUGCUCUCUCUUUUUUUUUAUCAUUGGAAAAGGGACCAAAGGGAAAGCAUGAAUUAGAAAUGAAAGACAGUUUUCCAGAAACGGUGUCAUUCGGUUUUUGUCGACAAAGGCGAGUGAAAUUGCUUCGGUCACUUGACGGCACGUCAGGUUCAGCAUGAUCACAAUCACUGUGGUACGGUGUGUGUAAGAAUGUACCAUUGGCUAGGCUUCCAAAAGCGUCAGUAUGCAGAGUUUAUCCUUUGACGUCCAGUAAACAGGAUGUGAUAUGAUUUUUGAUUUUAUUGUGUUUUUUAGAGUCAAGCCCGGGCCUACCUGUGUGGCAGCCUGUGGUUUGUUGUUUCUCAGUGCCUCCAGCCAACAAGCUUUAAGUAAAACUACUGUGACAUGACUAGUGACUCAGAUUAACUAUAGUGGAUGUCUUCAUCGAUGAACCGGUUACAGGCAGGCAGUCGGUCCUCUUUGACUACUGACAAAAUGUAUCCCCCCUUUAUUUGUCUUGCCAAACUGAUCAGAACUUUUGUUUAUCUUGAUUAAUGGGGAAAAAGCUAUACCUUGCAUUGUGUGAGAUCAGUAUUUGCUUAUAGGCAGUGUUAAAGGGUGGAUAUAUUUUUGAGUAUUUAAAUAUGUGUGCAUAUUGCUUUCCUUUGAAGCGUGCUUUCUUGAACAAGCAUUGCUUCAAAGAUUAUUUGUAUGCUACGUGUUACAUGAUUUGUGUUGAUUUGGUUCAACAAAACGGCACCUUUUUGUUUUCCUUUAAAUCUUUUAUAUGCAACUAACUGUACAUAAUUGUAAUUUCAUUUGUUUUUGUUCUUACAAUACAAAAGGUUACAGUGUUUUAUAUUAGAUGAAAUUAUAUGUCCUACACUAUAAAGAUGACUAACCAGUUUUCUUGACAAAAAAAAGUCAGAUGUUUGCGUUGAUGACAGAAGAUUUAGCGUCUUAUAAAAUGUGUAUUUGCUGUGUGCUUAAACACAUGAAAAGUGUUGCUGAAGAAUCAUGUAUACUGAAUUCGAAUUGUGAUCCUGUUUUAUUAGUUUAGCCUGCUUUGCAUUGCUACCUUAUCGCUGCAGAGUCGCUUUGUCAGACACAGUAUGAGUAGUGCUAGUGUGCUGCUGACAUCAAGUUUACCUGUCAGGCUAUUACAUUUUUACGUUUUCCAUCCACAUUUUAAAUUGGAACUCAUGCUUACUCCAGCAUUACAAUGUCAUGGUGUAUACAGCUGGGUAAACCUGCUUUCUUACACAUCUUCAUCUCUUGUCCUAGAUGUUUUUGUGAAGUCGAUGCAUGCUGCAUAAACUAUUACUAAAAAGUGGCUCGUUAACCCUUAAAAUCCAUGUUUAUGUUACACUACGGCUUUAAAACACUAACACUGACUAAUGUUGUGCAUGACAACAUGACUGAAGCAUUGUGCAUCAAAAAAAUGCCUUCGUUACUGAAAAUGCUUCACAAUUCAUGAUAUUUUGCAGAUUAUUUUACUGAAUGGAAACAGAUGGUGAAUUGCUUCUGAGUGAAUAAACAAAUGUUAACACUAAUAACACAAACUGAAAUGCUACUUGUUUAAAGGCAAUAAAGUGAUUUAUUUGGCCACUUA
Messenger RNA from Acanthochromis polyacanthus (spiny chromis), 6590 nucleotides. It is a transcript of the gene lifra, whose product is annotated as LIF receptor subunit alpha a. Gene Ontology annotation, molecular function: cytokine receptor activity; cytokine binding. NCBI's taxonomy places the organism in Eukaryota, Metazoa, Chordata, Actinopteri, Pomacentridae. Gene Ontology annotation, biological process: cytokine-mediated signaling pathway. The transcript is spliced from 18 exons. Gene Ontology annotation, cellular component: external side of plasma membrane; signaling receptor complex. The record is from RefSeq and is a predicted model, not a curated record. The coding region runs from base 159 to 3443 and encodes 1094 amino acids.